AAAAAAAAAAAAUCAAAUACAAAUUAGUAUUUCAAUCAAAAGACAAGAAAUAUUAAAGGAAGUUCAAAAAAUUAAUAAAAGAAAGCUGUGUCAAUAACUAUACUUAAAAGUAAAUAAAAUAUUAAUCAAAACAGCAUGAAAAUACAGCAAAAGAGGGUAUCUACAACUCCCUCAGUUUCAGGAAAUUAGGCAAUACCUUUGAUUAAUUCUUAAUAAGGAAGUAGAGGAGAAGAAAAAAAUAAUUUUUAGAUUGCAGUAGCACUAUUAGCAGCUUAAAAGUAGAAAAAAGUAGGUAAUAUGCCACCAUCUCAUAAAAAUAGCAUACCAGAAAACGGAACUAAUUGCUAAGAAUAGAAUAGCAGCUUCAACAAUAAUCAUCUUGUGUUUUAGCAAAUAUAGAAUAACAAUAUAAACUAAUAAAACUGCAAUUAAGCCACAUAGAAAUAAAAUCAAAGCUUCAAUAAAGGUCUAUCUGGUUAACAACAUCAGCAAUUUCAUUUGCCUAUUGCAAAUAACAUAAAUUAGUAGUAUCAAAUGAAUUAGCAAUAAAAUUAAGGCUGGAAUUUUUCCAAUAGUCUCAAUAAAUCAAAUAUUUUGGAUACAAGUUAUGGAAAUUAUAUGAAUUAGCCUGCUUAUAGUACAUCCACUCAAAAUUAACAACAUUAGCUCUAGCAAGGAAAUUAAUUCUCAGGAUAAAAAUAUUCAUUAAAAACUAGUUAUAUAGGAUAAGGUGCAUAACAAUAAAGCGGUUUAAAUAACUCUAAUGCAAGUUGUGCUGCUACAAAUAUUCAGCAAACUCGUCCAUCACUAGCUUAACAGAAGCUAAACUAGCUGCUCGACCAAACAAAAGGAGGGAGAUAAUCUCCAAACUAGAUAUCUGCAACUGAACAAAGUGUUCUAACUAUGAAUAGUAGCUUUAAUGGCAAUCAAAAAAAUUAUUUUAAUAACAGCUUCUAAGGGCAACAAUAAUUUAACUAAGCUUACAACUAAAUCUAAAACCCUUCAUUUACUUUACCAGCUACAAAUUAAACCCUUAAAAAUAGCAACGCAUUUAAUUCAAGUAUAAAUAACAACAAUAAUAACAUUGGAUAGGUUUCUCAUACUUUAUAGGAUGCCUCUCCUUUAAGAAAGACUAGGCAAUCAUUAGAAUUAAGAACUCGCCCUUUACUUACUGAAGGUAAUGUUGCAUCUGGUUAAGGUGUAAAUUAAAAUAAUUUACAUGCAGCACCUUAAUACAACAGUUUAAUUAAUUAGCAGGAUUAGUCGAUAGGAAGUAGUAAUAAAAAUAGCGGUUGUUAUCCAUAAUAGUCAUCUUCAUCCUCUUCUAACCCUGCCCCUUAGCCUCACUAUAUGCUUUAAAAACCCAAUCAAAAACCAUAUGCAGCUAGAAUCUACAAAUAAAACAAGACAGCAAUUCUGAAUAAAAACGAAAUUUUAAAUACUUCAAAAGAUCGCUCGUUUGGUCAAUAAAAUCAGAUGCUUUAAACAUCGUUGAUUGAAAGUAAUAGGAAUAAUAACAAUUAUCUUAUCGGCAGUGGAGGUAAAUAAAAGUAGAAUCAACAGUACUUGUAUCUUAAUUAAUUUAAUAACAACACCCAACCUGCACAGAUUAACAGGAAUAUGACAAUUUCUCCAGUUUCAGCUGCUAACAACUAAAUAAAUAAGACAGAUAAUUACAAUAAGACAAAUCCAGCACUUUACAAUAAUAGCAAUUCUCUUUCAGCUAACUACCAUCCUCUUAAUACAUUUUUAAAUAAUAACACAACUAAUAAUGCCUAAAGUGGAAGUGCAGCAUAGGCUUUUAUUCAGUAAGUUAAAGAUAAAAUAAAUUAAAACAAAAAAGGGAAAUCUUCGAAUUCAAUAGGUGGAAAUGGAAGUUAAAAUAACUCACAAAUACUAUCAAGCUAAUAUCAAUAGACUUCAUUCAUUAAUUAAGGAAAUCUAAGCAUAACUGGUGCAGAGAUAAAUACAAAUGGCAUUUAAAAUUAAACGAGUUAGAGCUAAAAUUAAAAUUCUAUAAAGUCACCACAAGCUAAUUUUUUAAAUACGAAUAACAAUAUUUUCCAGUCAAAUGCAGCUCCUCCUCAUCCAUAACCAUAAUACCAUCAUUAAAAAAAUAGUAAAAGUAUGACUAUUAGCAAAAACUCCUUUAUAGCUAAUUUUAAUGUUCAAAGUCCAAUAGGAAAUACUACCUAGGUCAAUUUAAAUAGCUCUAAAGAGUCCACAGAUUAUUCAUUUUUAAAUUAAAAUUUUAAUGUGCUUCAAGCUUAAAUCAGUCAAUCUCCUAGCAUUCAUUCUAUUUAAAAAAAACAUAAAAUAUAAAUAAACAAUUUGAAUUAAUCAAACAGCAACAACUAACAAUAAAACUCAUAGAGCAACCCUUAAUAAUUUUUACAGUAACCUAGACCUUAGACUCAAGCUAGUUCGAGGAGAGAACAAGAGACAUAAAAAUCUAAUGUGAGUAAUCCUCAAAGAAGCAAUUAAUAGCCUUAAAAUUAGCAUGGCUCAGCUAGUUAGCUUAUCGAUGACUAAACAAAUUUAUCAAAUAUCACUACUAAUUUUAUUACUAUCAAUGAAAACAACAAAUCAUCUCCAAAGAUUUAUGCAAAAACAUACUAGGACAGUUUUAGGUUUUAUGAUGAGUUAUUAGAGGAUUUUAUUUAAAAAAAUAAAUUUAGCAAUGAAAGAAAGCUUGACUAUUUUGAUAAUUUUUUAAUUACUUUAAAUGAAAUAUAACGAAGAACGCAAGUAAACUAAAAGCUAAACUUUUCUUAACAAUAAUAAUAGCUAAAUUAGCAGUAAAAUCUUUAAAUGUAAUAAAAUUUGUUAUAAAUUUCUUCCAGUCACAACACUGCAGCAAGUUUGUUUUAAAACAGUACUUAAAGUAGUGCAACGUAUAGGUUUUUUGAAAAUCUAAAGCACAUUCUUGAAUCUCCAAUUUAGAAUUUACUCUAAGAAUCAAGAUAACAAAAAUUAGAAUUUGAACAAAAAAAGAGCUAAAUUGUAAGAGAGCUUGAUUUAGAGAGAAAAGAAAGGGCUGUGCUUGAUUUGAAGAUAGACAUUUUGGAAAAGGAAAAGGAAAAACUACAAGAUUUAGUGACUUCUUUAUCGAAAUAAUGUCAGCAAAUAAACAACCAAAAAUCCCGCAACCAAUCUACAAACAGUCAUACUAACUCACAUAAUACUAGCCAUAAUAAUACUAGCAGUCACAACAAUACGAAUUUCAGCAAUAUGAACAAUCUUGGAGGGGGAUUUAACUUAAAUUAAUAAGAAAUACAAAUGCUAUUAUCAGAAAACGAAAAACUGAAAAAUGUAGCUAAAAAACAGCGCAAGCAAAUGAAUGCAAAUAGACAAAAAGAAGAAAAAUUAAUGAAAUUAUUAUAUGCUAUACGUAAAUUAGGUAUUAAUGUAGAUGAAAUAUAUAAUGAUAAUGUAAAAACUCCAGAAUCAUUAUCACCAAAUGGGGAAAAUUAAAAUAGAUUACAAUAGAAAAUUAAUGAUUUCAUAUCUCCUGAGCACAACUAGCUCUCAUAACACUAGCCAUGGGAACUUUCACAAGAUCAUAAUAUCAGCUAAAAUACUGCUAAGUUAAAUAAAAAUUAAGGUGGUUAAAAUCAAGAAUUAAACCAUAACCAGGGAUCAAACUAAAAAGGAUCACAACCUUCUUCAAAAAGAUAAGGAGUUAAUAUUCAUAUCCAAAGAUAAAAAAAGAAUAAAAAAGAUAAUGAAAAACCUUUUUAUGUCAAUUCUCAAAAUGAAGAAGAUGACGAAAAUGAAAAUUAAGAAAUAGAGGAAGAUGAUGAAUACGAAAAUAAUUUUUCUGAUAGUAAAGAUAAUAGUCAUGGAUUUGUUUAUGAUGAAGAUUCUGAUAACUAUAAUGAUUAAGAAGAUGAUGUUCACAAUAAUAGGGAAAAUUACAAUAACAAAGUUUCAUAUAAAAAUUAGUAAUAUAAAAAGAAUGUUCCUGAUUUGUAGUGGAAUGAUGAUUGUGCAUCUGAGGACUAAUAAAAUUUACUAGCUUCACCUAAAUAAGUUAAUGCAGAAAUGUAAUACAAAAUGAGAUUCUAAAAACUUUCAACUAAAUAACACACUGAAGGAGCAUAAAUAAAUUGUAAUAAUAACGAAUUUAAGGAAUAGCAAUAAUAAGGAAGGUACUCUAAUUCAAAUAACAACAACAAAUAUUUAGAAGAAAAUGAAUGUAUAAAUCAAUAAAAUCAAAAUAUUCAAUUCAUAGUUAAUAAAGAUUAGUCUUAAAGUUAUCACCAAAAAAAUUAUAAAAUGCAAGAAGGCUAGAUGAAUUUCAAUAAUAACAUAUAAAUUUCAAAUCAACAGAAUUCAUUCUAAAUUCAGCAGUAAAAUUUCUUAAAAAACAAUAACUUUAAUUAAGAUACUCAAUUUUACUAACACGAACAUAUAUAAUCUGAAAGUUGCUCUCCCUAGCAGAAUUACAUGGAAUAUUAAUAACAUAAUGACUAAUAGAAUAAUUAAUAUUAUUAACCACCUGUACAUAAUAAUGAGUUAGAUCCUUUAUACUCUGAAAAAUCAGUGACUGACAGUGAAAGUGAUGUACUCUCUAUCCCUGUAAAUGAAGUUGCUUACGCUUCUUAAUCGAACAAGAUGAUUAAUGCUUAAAUGAAAGAUAAAUUAAAAAUUAAUCUUGGAUGCUUGUAAGUGAAGGAUCCUGCUAAUAACAACAUGAAUUUGAAUUUGGGUAAACUAAAUGGAGAAGGCCAAUAAGGAUAAGUAGUGCAUGAAGAAAUAUUUGGCUAUCAUGACGAGUUUAUGAAUAAAUUUGAUGAAUUUUCUUAGUCAUGGAGAGAUGCCAUAAAUAAAGAAAAGCAAAGAUAUUAAAAUGAUAUGGCUCCUAUUUCGCAUAUUUAUGUCUCAGCCUUGUGA
Molecule: messenger RNA, 4896 nt
Organism: Tetrahymena thermophila SB210
Lineage: Eukaryota; Ciliophora; Oligohymenophorea; Hymenostomatida; Tetrahymenidae
Exons: 5
Source: RefSeq, a predicted model, not a curated record